AUGGCUGGUGCUUUAGAAAACGCUCGUAAAGAGAUCAAAAGAAUCUCACUAGAAGACCAUGCGGAAUCUGAAUACGGUGCCAUUUAUUCCGUCUCAGGUCCUGUCAUCGUUGCUGAAAACAUGAUUGGUUGUGCCAUGUACGAACUGGUUAAAGUGGGUCACGACAACUUAGUUGGUGAAGUCAUUAGAAUUGAUGGUGAUAAAGCUACCAUUCAAGUCUAUGAAGAGACAGCAGGGGUCACCGUGGGUGAUCCAGUCUUAAGAACAGGGAAACCAUUAUCUGUCGAAUUGGGUCCUGGUUUGAUGGAAACUAUUUAUGAUGGGAUUCAAAGACCAUUGAAGGCAAUCAAAGAUAAAUCACAAUCUAUUUAUAUCCCAAGGGGGAUAGAUGCUCCUGCUUUGGAUAGAAAAGUUACAUGGCAUUUUAACCCCGGGAAAUAUCAAGUGGGUGAUCAUAUUUCAGGUGGUGAUAUCUUUGGGUCCAUUUAUGAGAAUUCUUUAUUGGAGGACCAUAAGAUCUUAUUACCUCCAAGAGCAAGAGGUACCAUUACAUGGAUUGCUCCAGCUGGUGAAUAUACUGUGGAUGAGAAAAUCUUAGAAGUGGAAUUCGAUGGUAAGACUUCAGACUAUUCAAUGUAUCAUACUUGGCCUGUUCGUGUACCAAGACCUGUUGCAGAAAAAUUAUCUGCUGAUCAUCCUCUAUUGACCGGUCAAAGAGUUCUAGAUGCUUUAUUCCCAUGUGUUCAAGGUGGUACCACAUGUAUCCCUGGGGCUUUCGGUUGUGGUAAGACUGUUAUCUCUCAAUCGUUAUCCAAAUAUUCUAACUCAGAUACCAUUAUCUAUGUUGGUUGUUUUGCUAAGGGUACUCAAGUCAUGAUGGCAGAUGGUUCCGAUAAAUCUAUAGAAGAAAUUCAAAUAGGUGAACAAGUUAUGGGUAAAGACGGUAAUCCAAGAACCGUUAUCGCUUUGCCUCGUGGUAAAGAAACCAUGUAUGAAGUUUGUCACAUUACUCCACAUCGUACAACAUCUGGUGAAAACUUUGGUGUAAUGGAUUACGUUUGUUCAGGUAACCAUAAAUUGGUUCUUCGUACACCUCAGAAUGUUACUUUGACUACCCAUGAAUUAGACGGUCAAACCUAUACUAAUGUUUCUUACUUUGCUUUAGAAGAGUCUGCUUAUGGUCAAAUAGUCAAGAAGAAAACUAAGAGUUACCAACAUCAACGUCAUGGUGGUAAACAAGAAACUGAAAAGAAAGUUAAUGAAUUUUUAGCUACUAUCAAUCCAGAUUCUAUUGAAUGGGAUGUAGAAGCCAAGGAUUAUAAAAAACUUGGUUACGAUGUGAAGAAAUCUUCCCACCAAAUGAUCAAUCCGGUUUUCAAAGAAUCAGGAAACUUAAUCGCUAAACUUAAUGAAUUAGGCUUUUCUAAAGAAAUUGCUCCACAAAUGGGAUGGUUGUUAGGUUUCUGGGUUGGUAAUGGUUCCAUAACCACAUCUUCAUUUUCCAUUGAUUCAUUAGACACUCAAUUACUUGACCGUAUCACUGAAUAUGGAAAGUUAUUUGCAUUAACCACUACCUCUGCUACAAACCAUUGUCGUAAUUAUUCAGGUUCUGGAAAUCAAGAUAUCGAAUUAUCUAAAAUCAACAAUGGUAAAGUUGAAACUGAUGGUACUAUAACCUUCGAUGACGACACUGAGCGCGAACCUUCUGAACAAGAACUAAUUGAUAUGGAGUCAUCUGGUUGCAAAGCUUCCAGUGAAAUGACUGUCGCUCUCGGCGCUCCCUUAGUUCGUGGUAAUGCUAUCCGCCAACUACUAACGGAAAACAAUGUCUUCUUGAAACUUAUUGAAUCCUUUGGAGUGAGAAAAGAAAACGGUUCUGAAUACGUUAAGGCCAUUCCAAUGCAUCUAUCUUAUGAUGACAUUGAAGUUCGUGAACAAUUCAUUGCCGGUUUAGUUGAUUCAAUUGGUCACGUCAAAAGAACUUCCAAUGGUACUAUCGAAUGUGCUGCAAUUUCUACUGCUUAUAAAUCAGUUUCAGAAGGUCUUAUUAGAUUAGCCCGUUCUCUUGGUAUCAAGGUUUCUGUUACCACUAAGAGGGAAUGUUUAGAUAAACAUAACGUGAAACAUCAAAUAUGUUACAGCAUCUGUUUAAGCGGUGCUACUUUAAGUGGUGCUCUAAGAUUCUGUGCCCUCGAUAAAAACAAUGCCAACUCGAAAAAACCAUUUGUUAGAGGUCCUGUUCCAUUUUACUUCACUCUUAAGGAAAAAGAUGAAGAUAAUUAUUAUGGUAUUACUCUUCCAGAUAGCACUGAUAAACAAUACUUGUUAUCUUCUUUAGCUUUGGUUCAUAACUGUGGUGAAAGAGGUAACGAAAUGGCUGAAGUUUUAAUGGAAUUCCCAGAAUUAUUUACUGAACAAACUGGUAGGAAGGAACCAAUUAUGAAACGUACUACUUUGGUUGCAAACACAUCUAACAUGCCUGUUGCAGCAAGAGAAGCAUCAAUUUAUACUGGUAUCACAUUAGCUGAAUAUUUCAGAGAUCAAGGUAAGGACGUUUCUAUGAUUGCAGAUUCAUCUUCCAGAUGGGCUGAAGCUUUAAGAGAAAUUUCUGGUCGUUUAGGUGAAAUGCCAGCUGAUCAAGGUUUCCCUGCUUAUUUAGGUGCUAAAUUAGCAUCUUUCUACGAAAGAGCUGGUAAAGCCGUUGCAUUAGGUUCACCAGAUCGUAUUGGUUCCGUUUCCAUUGUUGCUGCCGUUUCUCCAGCUGGUGGUGAUUUUUCAGAUCCUGUUACUACAGCUACUUUAGGUAUUACUCAAGUUUUUUGGGGUUUAGAUAAGAAAUUAGCUCAAAGAAAACAUUUCCCAUCUAUCAAUACUUCCGUAUCAUAUUCCAAAUAUACUAAUGUUUUAUCUAAAUAUUACGAUUCUAAUUAUCCUGAAUUCCCAGUUUUAAGAGAUCGUAUGAAGGAAAUUCUAUCAAAUGCUGAAGAAUUAGAACAAGUUGUCCAAUUAGUUGGUAAAUCUGCUUUGUCAGACAGUGAUAAAAUUACAUUAGAUGUUGCCAAUUUGAUUAAAGAAGAUUUCUUACAACAAAAUGGUUAUUCUACGUAUGAUGCGUUCUGUCCAAUUUGGAAGACUUUUGAUAUGAUGAGAUCUUUCGUUGCAUAUAAUGAUGAAGCUCAAAAGGCUAUUGCUGCAGGUGCCAAUUGGUCUAAACUUUCUGAAGCUACUAAUGAUGUCAAACAUGCCGUUUCUUCAUCUAAGUUCUUUGAACCAAGUAGGGGAGAAGAAGAAAUUCAUGGUGAAUUUGAGAAGUUAUUGAAUAACAUGCAAGAAAGAUUUGCUGAAUCUACUGAUUAA
This is a messenger RNA of Naumovozyma dairenensis CBS 421, 3357 nucleotides long. It is a transcript of the gene VMA1, whose product is annotated as H(+)-transporting V1 sector ATPase subunit A. The record is from RefSeq and is a predicted model, not a curated record. The transcript has a single exon. NCBI's taxonomy places the organism in Eukaryota, Fungi, Ascomycota, Saccharomycetes, Saccharomycetales, Saccharomycetaceae. The coding region runs from base 1 to 3357 and encodes 1118 amino acids. Gene Ontology annotation, biological process: ATP metabolic process; proton transmembrane transport; protein splicing. Gene Ontology annotation, cellular component: fungal-type vacuole membrane. Gene Ontology annotation, molecular function: DNA binding; endonuclease activity; proton-transporting ATPase activity, rotational mechanism.